This is a messenger RNA of Acanthaster planci (crown-of-thorns starfish), 1731 nucleotides long. RefSeq names its product ovocleidin-17-like. Lineage: Eukaryota; Metazoa; Echinodermata; Asteroidea; Valvatida; Acanthasteridae. The record is from RefSeq and is a predicted model, not a curated record.
UGCGCAGAUUUUCUCUUCGACCUCUACUUUUCUUUUCACUCACGAACAGUGCAUUCGGAUAUUAGGCUCAGUCGCUUUAUUAGCGAAUAAGUAAAAUGUCAUAGUUCAAUCGGCACUCCCAUUCAGAAUCGAGCAAGAAUCAAGGUUACGGGAGUGUUCCGAAGACUUUGUCUUAAAUACUUUCUAGUGCAACUCGUGCGGCAAUGCCACAAGAGGAAUAAGAUAUUCUUGAGCGCAAACAGGAGGUUUUUUAAUGGGCAACAACAGAAUUCUGCGUAGAUCCAAAAUUAGUUCUGGUUACGAUGAUGUCUGAGUCUCCGUUUUCCUGUUGUGUGAAGUUACAUAUGAAGACGACAAAUGUGACCAGAUUCUAAGCACUGCAUAUGUAUAUUAUUAGGUCAUCAUCAUCGAUGAAUAUUCAAACCAGUGGGCUGUACUGGAAGCUUUGCUGCGCAUGGGCACAGGGAUUUGCAAAGUUUGAGAGAAUUCGGGUCAUCAGUUUUUUAGCUAUCGCAUGCCGGUCUGCAUUCGAGGUGCAGAUCGUCUGAGACACGGACCAGUACCCAGGUUUACCAAACAGACCCAAGCGUUCAAGAUGAAUGCCUUAUCGACAUGCUUGCUGGUUCUUCUGGCCGCCAGCCUGAGUGCGGCCCAGCUGCGUAACUGUCCGCCGCUUUGGUCCGGCAGCGGCGAAAAAUGUUACCAGUUCUUCAAGGAGGCGCUGCCCUGGCAAGAUGCGAGCGACUACUGCGCCAGGUUCUCGUCCUGCGCCACCGGCGCGAGCUCAACCCUGGUGACGAUCCCCUCGGCCGAGGUCGACCGGCGGCUAGAGAGGUUCCUGGGCCCGAAGGGUAACCCCAACCCGCCCAACAUCUGGAUGGCCCUGGGCGAUCCACUUGGAUCCGGCGCCCUCGCCUGGCCUGGUGGCAUAACCCCACAGACCGCCGGCUACAGCAACUUUGACCAGGCAGGCCGGAAUGGGAACUGCGUGUUGAAGGACACCCGCACCAACCAGUGGGCCUUUGCACCCUGUACACAGGCUAACUCCUUCGUCUGUGAGAUUGAUCGGAACCCCCCACAGCCACCCAGCACCCCAGGAGCCGGCUUCCCAGGAGGACCCGUCUAAGGGACGUCGCUCUUUCUAACAAUGUUAAAAACUGUGCCAACAGUACAAGGGCUUCGUAAAUAAAAUAAAUAUCCGUAACCCCAAACAGGCUCCAAGGCGAACAGUACGAGAAUCGGCAUGAAGUAUGGUUCGCCGACCCCAGCGUCACCGAUGUUGAGCGUGAUACCUCAAGUUCAAGAUAGACACACGCAGCGAGUAGAGAGAAAAGAAUUCUUCGCCACUUCCUUGAAUAGACAUUAUGCGUAUGACGUCACGUGAGAUGGUAUUUCUUUCUGCAACUGUAGUACGCUUGAGAAAACUUUCAGUGCAUUCAUUGCAUCAAUAUUAAAGUUACAAAGAAGAACCUCUGAGACACCAGUAGCGUAUAACCUCUAUUUAUCUUGUGACUCCAAAUGCCCUUCAUUGCCCGGUGAGGCAGUGUUUGGUUUGAAUUUUUCUCCAAAAAGAUUGGACUUGCCACUCGGGAGAACUGUUUGACGUAAACCUUUAGAACAGUCACAUACGUCAUCCAUUGUUAUUUGUGACGCGCUCUGUGAAAAUGAGUCUUAAGUCACCAGAGCCACUUUUUGAGUUUUCAUUUGUAUUGGAAAGAGCAGACUGAGUUU